GAGUGAAAAAGGAUUGAGAUUAUGGAUCGGGAUCGAGACAGGGAUCGAAACCGUGACCAGUCGAGUCGAAGCAAGAGGAGGAGACGAGAUCAUGAAUACUGGGUUUCUGGUAAUCCUCCUAAGGUCUGGUCCUCCCGUCGCUACCGCCCCUCAGUGAACUAGAGCUUAGACCACAGGGAAAGCUUACGGUGACAGUAGUGAAGGCAAAUGAUCUUAAGAACAUGGAAAUGAUUGGAAAAUCUUAUCCUUAUGUUGUUGUGUACAUUCGACCAUUGUUCAAGGUUAAAACAAAGGUCAUUGACAAUGACCUGAACCCCAUUUGGAAUCAAACAUUUGAGCUGAUUGCAGAAGACAAGGAGACACAGUCUCUUAUUCUUGAUGUUUUCGAUGAAGAUGUUGGGCAAGACAAACGAUUGGGCAUAGCAAAAUUAAAGCUGAUUGAGCUGGAAGCUAAAACUCCAAAAGAGGUUGAAGUGAGACUCUUUCCAUCACUUGAUAUGCUUAAAAUAAAAGAUAAGAAGGAUAGAGGAACUCUUACUGUUAAGGUGUUGUAUCAUCAAUUUAAUACAGGAGCAAUUGGCCGCCUUAGAAGCUGAAAAGAUGAUCCUAGAAGAGAGAAAGAAACUGAAAGCAGCAGGAGUUAUAGGAAUUGGAUGAUUCAGGUAUAUAAUCAUCAUUUUGGUGAAGAUGAUUGAUGACUUGAUGAAGCUGAAGAGAGCUGUGGAUGAAGUUAUUUUCAGAGAAUUUGGAGAGCACACUGAAUAUUGUUAUUUUUUUGAUUUUGUAUUGUCAUAUUGUAUUUAAAGGGGUUUUAUUUAUUUAUUUAUUUUAUGGGAAAUUGAAAAAUGAAUGCUCAUUUA
Messenger RNA from Camellia sinensis, 860 nucleotides. The record is from RefSeq and is a predicted model, not a curated record. NCBI's taxonomy places the organism in Eukaryota, Viridiplantae, Streptophyta, Magnoliopsida, Ericales, Theaceae.